This is a messenger RNA of Anolis sagrei ordinatus, 2727 nucleotides long. It is a transcript of the gene MECR, whose product is annotated as mitochondrial trans-2-enoyl-CoA reductase. Gene Ontology annotation, biological process: fatty acid metabolic process. Lineage: Eukaryota; Metazoa; Chordata; Lepidosauria; Squamata; Anolidae. The record is from RefSeq and is a predicted model, not a curated record. Gene Ontology annotation, molecular function: trans-2-enoyl-CoA reductase (NADPH) activity. Gene Ontology annotation, cellular component: mitochondrion.
GGGUGCUCGACCUCAGUAGCGGUUGCCAUGGCGAUUAUGGCGGCGCGGAUGGGCUGGGCCCAGCCUCUACGGCUCGUCGGCCUUGGCUCUUCUUUUUCCUUUUCUUCGUCUGCGGCGGGGGGAGGCCGGCCCCGGGGCCUGGCCUACGAAGAGCACGGGGAACCUGCCCGGGUGCUGCGGCUAAAAGACCUUGAUCUGCCAGAAGUGGGAGAUUUUGGAGUCCAUGUGAAAAUGCUUGCAGCUCCUAUCAAUCCAUCAGAUAUCAAUAUGAUUCAAGGAACAUAUGCUACUCUGGCUGAUUUGCCUGCCAUAGGUGGAAAUGAAGGAGUUGGAGAAGUGAUGAGUACGGGACAUAAUGUGACAUCUCUGAAGACAGGCGACUUGGUGAUUCCAGCUGAUGCAGGGCUUGGAACGUGGCGAACAGAGGCAGUAUUUGAUGAGGAAAAAUUGCUGAAAGUACCGCCUGAUAUCCCACUGAUGUGUGCAGCCACCUUGAGUGUAAACCCCUGCACAGCUUAUCGAAUGUUGUCUGAUUUUGAAGCCUUAAAACCAGGAGACUCUGUCAUCCAAAAUGCUGCCAAUAGUGGAGUGGGACAGGCUGUUAUCCAGAUCGCAGCAGCCAAAGGUAUCAAAACAAUAAAUGUGGUCAGAGAUAGACCCAAUCUCCAAGAACUAGUGAUCAGAUUAAAGUCUCUUGGAGCUGACCAUGUCAUCACAGAGGACAUGCUAAGAAAACCAGAGAUGAAAGAACUCUUUAAGACAAUUCCUAAGCCUAUGUUGGCUUUGAAUGGCGUAGGAGGGAAAAGCGCUACUGAGUUGCUGCGUCAUUUGCAGCAUAAAGGGACAAUGGUUACCUAUGGUGGGAUGUCUAAGCAGCCCCUGACAGUUCCUGUGAGUGCAUUGAUCUUUAAGGACGUGAAACUUUGUGGCUUUUGGAUGACCCAGUGGAAAAGGGAACACAGCUUGAGCAAGGAGAAACUGGAAGGCAUGAUCACAGAUUUAUGCAAGCUCAUUCGUAUGGGUCAACUUGCUUCUCCAGCCUGCCAAGAGGUCCCACUGGAAGACUACCAGACAGCUUUGAAAGUCUCCAUGAAGCCAUAUGUAUCGGCCAAGCAGAUCCUCCUGAUGUGAAAUAUAUGCUACAGGAAAAAAAACCCCAUACAUAACUGGUCCCAAUGGAAUUCAAUUCCUACUGGCCUAAGUGCUAUUUGGUCUAGAAGACUGGACCAUUUCAUAGACCGAUUGGCCUGUGGCUUGAGAGGGAGAGCUGGACUACAGAUGUAGAAAUGACCUCGUCUGUAGACCUUGAAUAUAUAAACUUAUCAAUAAUGAUGAUGAUCCUAUUUAAUAGUAUGCAAAGGGACCUUGUUGUACCCAAGAAGGAGGGAGGUUUAUAGCAUAACCUUUCAUUGACUGGGUCUAUUAUUGUAGUUGCAUGGAUAAAGUAGACCCAGCCUACAUAAGCUUAUGCUGCAAACAUUUUUCUCAAUCCCAAAGGUAUCAUAAGAUCUCUUUGAUCUAAUCCAGAUUAAGGUGCCUAUUCAAUAGUAGUUGAUGGUAUUGGAGAUCAAAAUUCUGUUCUACACAAUCAAGGAAUACUCAUAAGUCUUGUGUCAAAAUGGUAAUGAUGACGCAACUCUUGGACACAACUUCAAGAGUUCUGUACCCUGAUUUGCAAUGUGUCUACAUUCAAAGUAUCACUAAAUGUUGUGCCUCUCUCGGCCUCUCAUUGAAUAUUGAGAAAAUCAAAGUGGUCUUCCAGCAGGCACCAGCCAAUCCCUCUGCAAUGCCAGAAAUACAGCUUAAUUGGAAAAUGUUGACCAUUUCCGCUCCCUUGGCAACCACCUCUCCACAUCAGUCAACAUUGACACUGAAAUACAACAUUGCCUGAGCUCUGCGAGUGCAGCAUUUUUCCAAAUGAUGCACAGAGUGUUUGCGGACCAGGACAUCCGUAGGGAGACCAAGGUGCUUGUUUUUAAAGCCAUUGUCCUCUCAACCCUGUCAUAUGCCUGCGAAAUGUGGACUGUUUACAGACGGCACAUGCAUCUCCUGGAAUGAUUCCAUCAGUGUUGCCUCCAAAAACUCCUGCAGAUCUCUUGGGAAGACAGGUGGACAAAUAUCAGUGUGCUGGAAGAAGCAAAGACUACCAUAAUUGAAGUGAUGUUCCUCCACCCAACUUCACUGGAACAGCCAUGUCCGAAUGCCCAAUCACCGUCUCCCAAAGCAGGUACUAUACUCCCAACUCAAGAACAGGAAACGUAACGUUGGUGGACAGGAAAAGAAAUUGAGAGAUGGGCUUAAAGCCAAUCUUAAAAACUGGCAUAGACACCGAGAGAGAACUGGGGAACCUGGGCCAUUGAGUGCUCUAACUGGAGGUCAGCUGUGACCAGUAGUGCUGCAGAAUUCAAAGAGGCACGAACGGAGAGCAAAAGGGAGAAAUGUGCCAAGAGGAAGGUGGGUCAAGUCAACCCUGACUGGGACCGCUGACCGCCUGGAAAUCGAUGUCCUCACUGCGGGAGAACAUGUAGAUGAAGAAUAGGGCCCCAGAGCCACCUAUGGACCCACCGCCAAAACACCACAUCUGGAAGACCAUCAUCCUCGAGCUACGAGGGACUGCCUAAUUAAAUAAAGUAAGUAAAUGUUAUGACUGGAUUUCCUCAUUUUUGGUGUUAAACAUCUCAGGAGUUCUUUUGAAAUUAUUCCUCCAUUAAAAGGCUUUUUAAAGUU